Messenger RNA from Eriocheir sinensis (Chinese mitten crab), 8812 nucleotides. It is a transcript of the gene alpha-Man-Ib, whose product is annotated as endoplasmic reticulum mannosyl-oligosaccharide 1,2-alpha-mannosidase-like. The transcript has 14 exons. Bases 1006 to 2775 code for a protein of 589 amino acids. The record is from RefSeq and is a predicted model, not a curated record. Lineage: Eukaryota; Metazoa; Arthropoda; Malacostraca; Decapoda; Varunidae. Gene Ontology annotation, cellular component: endoplasmic reticulum; membrane. Gene Ontology annotation, biological process: N-glycan processing; carbohydrate metabolic process. Gene Ontology annotation, molecular function: mannosyl-oligosaccharide 1,2-alpha-mannosidase activity; calcium ion binding.
UGAAACACUGAAGAAGAGGAAGAACAUGUAGAAAAAGAAGACCACAACAGCUGAGAAUUAAUCAACAUCUGCACAGCACAUCACGGGAACAUCUUAUUACGUCAGAAUGUGUAUAUAGGAGGAGGCUGACACACUGAAGAAGAGAAAGAACAUGUAGAAAAAGAAGAGCACAACAUCCGAGAAUUAAGCAACAACAGCACAACUCACAUCACGGGAACAUCUUACUUCAGAAUGUGUAUAUAGGAGGAGGUUGAAACACUGAAGAAGAGGAAGAACAUGCAGAAAAAGAAGAGCGCAACAUCCGAGAAUUAUAAUUAUAUAAGCAACAUCUGCACAGCACAUCACGGGAACAUUUUACGUUAGGAUGUGUAUAUAGGAGGAGGCUGAAACACUGAAGAAGAGGAAGAACAUGUAGAAAAAGAAGAGCACAACAUCCGAGAAUUAAGCAACAUCAGCAGAACACAUCACGGGAACAUCUUACUUCAGAAUGUGUGUAUAGGAGGCCGAGACGCUGAAGAAGAAGAGGAAGAACAUGUAGAAAAAAAAGAUCGAGGGGCACAACAUUUCUCUCCAGCACAGCACUUCACCGAGAGCAUAUCCCCAAAGGUCACAUAAAAAGAAGAGGUCACAUAACGAGAAGAGAAAGAGAAGAAGUAGCCAGACAGGAGAAAAUAGGUCUCAUAACAAGAGGAAGUGACCAGACAAGACCUCCACAGUUCACAGAAGGGGAAGGAGACAACACCGUACGCCUCCUCCACCCCAGAGAGAGACAAGAAGUGGCCAAACAGAAGAAAAUAGAUCACAUAAGAAGAGGAUCAAGACCAGUAGUGACCAAACAAGACUCCCACAGAAGACCAGUGACCAGACAAGACCGUACGCCCCCUCUGGUCGUCCACCCCAACAGCUCUACAUGUCUUCGUAUUCGCCACCCAGUGCAAGAUUUUCCGCCAUGUUAUUAUUCUUUUGAUGUGAGGAGGAGUUCUGAGUGAAGGCCCAACCGAGGUCAUGCGAGGAGGGGGCGUCAUGGAGGAGCGGCGAGACUAUGUGACCCUAACCUUGCCAGCAGUGCCCCAGCAGCCGCCCCCCCAGGCAUCCCGCUCCUGGCGCAGGAGAUGGAAGCAGUUGCCACGCUUACAGAGGGUGGUGGUGGUGAUGGUGGGCAUUGGGAUGUUGGCUGGAAUUGCCCUGCUGUUAACUUCCUACUGGCCAGCUGCCUCCCCUGCCCCUGCCCCCCAGCCUUCCCAUCUGUCCGACAAGCUGGACACCAAAAUCACUACAUCUCAUAUGAUGCCACAACCUGAACCUCUACAAGACAAGGUGGAGCCGGUGCUGGAGGACACUGACAUCAAGCCGGUGGGUGAACAUGACGGCCACGACCAGAUAGCGCCACCCCCAGGACUGCCACAGAAGAGGUCAGCACGCCAGGAGGCUGUGGUGGGGGCCAUGAAGCACGCCUGGAAGGGCUACAAGACCUAUGCCUGGGGCCACGACCACCUGCGGCCCAUCUCACGCACCCGCAGUGACUGGCUGCGGCUCGGCCUCACUCUGGUGGAUGCCCUUGACACGCUGUGGAUCAUGGACCUGCGGGAAGAGUUCAGUGAGGCCCGUGAGUGGGUGGCAACGCAGCUUAACUUCAACCUCAACCAGGACGUGAACCUCUUUGAGACAACCAUCAGAGUGUUGGGCGGCCUGCUCUCCACCUACCACCUCACCAAGGAGCAGCUCUUCCUGGACAAGGCUGUUGACCUUGGGGAGAGACUGGUAUCAGGCUUCAACAGUGGCUCUGGGGUUCCCUUUGCUGACGUGAACCUCUACUCUCGCCGCGCCUCCAAGCCAAAGUGGGGCCCAGACUCCUCCACCUCAGAGGUCACCACCAUACAGCUGGAGUUCCGAGACCUCUCCCGAGUCACCGGCAACCCAAUCUUUGAGGAGAAGGCCAGCUUCGUGAGUGAACACAUCCACAAGCUGCCCAAGACGGAGGGUCUGGUGCCCAUCUUCAUCAACGCUCAGACUGGCCAGUGGCGCUCACACUCCACCAUCACUCUUGGGGCGCGUGGCGACUCAUAUUAUGAGUACCUCCUCAAGCAGUGGGUUCAGACUGGCCGCACUGUGGACUACCUGCGCAUGGACUACAAUGAGAGUGUGUCAGGCAUGGAGAAGCUGCUGGCAGCUCGCACUCAGCCUUCUCAGCUUCUCUUUUUUGGCGAGCUUCAUGGCAGCACCAAAAACUUUGUCAACAAGAUGGACGAGCUCACCUGCUACCUCCCGGGCACGCUGGCCCUGGGCGUGCACUAUGGCAUGCCCCACCACCACCUCCACCUGGCCCAGGAGCUCAUGUACACCUGCGUCCAGACUUGGCUCAGGCAGCCCACACGCCUGGCUGCGGAGAUCACCUAUUUCAAUACACAGCCCAACAACAUCGGAGGGGAAGACUUUUAUGUCAAGAACAACGACGCCCACUACCUGCUUCGACCCGAAACCAUUGAGUCCCUGUGGUACCUCUAUCAUCUGACGGGCAACACCACAUACCAGGACUGGGGCUGGCAGAUGUUCCAGGGCAUCGAGAAGCACUGCAAGGUGGAGAACGGCUACACGUCCAUUGGGAACGUCCGCAGCGCCACCGACACCAAACCCAAGGACAAGAUGGAGUCAUUCUUCCUGGGCGAGACCCUCAAAUACCUGUACCUGCUCUUCAUGGAGGACCAGACGGCAUUCAGUUUGGACAAGUGGGUGUUCAACAGUGAGGCGCACCCACUCCCCAUCUACUCCCACUAGCACCGGGUGGCCCACUGACACCCUUGAAUUUGAGUCCUCAUCAGCAGAACACACACACCAGGCAGGACUCCUUUAUUUAUUUUUUACUAGUGUUCUGAUAUUUUAGAUUGACUCAGUUGGUCAGGAUUCUUGAUGGCCAGCCAGUCCCCUCCUGGAGAGAGCUUUGGAGCUUGUUAGUUGAGGCUAUAGAGCUAUGGCACUGGUACACUGUCCUCGGCUUAAAGUAAGUGUGCCAGUGGUUAAUGCUCUAGAGCAGUGCUUCCCAAACUUUUUUACAUGAUGUCCCUUAUUGAUUUCUAAGAAAUCCUCACCCUCCCCAUCCUUUGUUUUUUAUAUAUAUAUAUAUAUAUAUAUAUAUAUAUAUAUAUAUAUAUAUAUAUAUAUAUAUAUAUAUAUAUAUAUAUAUAUAUAUAUAUAUAUAUAUAUAUAUAUACAGUAAACCCUCGAUAUAACGGACUAAUUGGGAGGGAACUUAGUCCGUUAAUGCCGAAAGUCCAUUAUAAACGCCGAAAAUUUAAGAAAAAAACAUGAAACAAUACUGACGAACUUAAUAAACGUUGGUAUAUAUAUUUUUUUAUUGUGUAAGUUGUGUGCAUGUUGUUUGUAUAGCCGCAUACCACACUUGGCAAUGGACUGUGAGGCAGUGAGGCUGCCAGGUUGGCAGUGGAGCCCUGUGGGGGGCCAUGUUGUUACGGGAAUGGGUAAAAUUUUACAAGUGCUCCAAUCUCGCAGUGGCAAACAAACCUUUUUUUUUUAAGUAGUUUUCAGGGUGUUAUGAAAUAAUAUAUAUAUUUUUUUUUUACGUUGUUGCCUAUUGCGCCGGUAGGCAUCUUCCCGGUGGGGCCUGAUGGUCGGCCCAAGGCUUCUUCCAGGUGGGGCCUGAUGGUCGGCCCAGCCCGUUCUGGCGCAGGCGAGUGUUUUAUAGUGGCGCCAUCUUGCAUUGGCUCAUGCUGCCCCCCCGGAACUCGUUCUUGAUUCGCUUGGACGGCUUCCUCUAGAGUCCGGGUUGAUGGGUGGGCUUCAGGACAGCAUGUGGGUAGUUUUAAGCCACUCGGCGGUGACUGAAAAAUCCGAGUGGUAGCGUGGGGAUUCGAACCCGCGUCGUCCAUCACGCGGUGAAUGUGAGCCCAGUACGCUACCACCUACGCCACCGCCUACCAUACUGUUUCUGUCACAGAUCAUUAAAUGAUUGACUUUUCAUUGACUUUUGUAUACCCGCUGCAGCCCACAGCUGCAGCCGCAAAAUAACUCAGAGUUAUUAUUGCUUACAGUUUCUAUAUUUCAUUCACUGCUCACAAAGAUCACAAGUGGACAAACUAGAACAAAACCUGCCAAAUUAAUGUUUUUCCUGCUGUGUAUUCCACCAGUGUGCAUGCGUGGUGGACAGCAGAGUGGCUUAUUUUUGCGAGGAGGUGUUUCUUGCAACACCAGCUGACGAAUUGGACCAUGCACGCUGCCGCCAUGUCCUGUCCCGCGCUGCAUAUUUCCGUGCCCCACACCGAGUGCUGAAUAAAUUUACUAACCAAACAUAACUUAACCGAACCUACCUAACGGGGUUUAACCCCUCGACCCCCUUAACCCUUAGAUUACGGCGAUCGUAAAUAUAAGUGCGCUACCACGCGCCCCAUCCUUACAGAGAUCAUAUAUAAAAUCAUCACACUCUACGCUCCCUAUGUUUCAAAUAUACCGCCAGUUCUUGACUCAGAAGAAUGGUGGAGGCAUCUGGCAUCUGUACACACUCUCAUUUGUCUCCAGUGCGUGGUCUACCGAAGGCCACAGAUCAUUUUCCACUCUUGUUCGGAAUACAUCUGGCAUGUCUCGUGACGCGUCAAGCAGUUCCUCUGCUCCGGGCGGAAGUAGAACGCAGGUGAAUCAAAGUGACAGUGACUCUGAUGACUGCUAUGGUAGUGACAUUGACAGAGGAGGGAGGGGUAAGUAGGUAGAGAGAGAGAGAAAAAGAGAGAGUAAGAGCGAGUGGGGUGCUUCCAUGCGACGCGUCACGGCCACAAAAAAAUGCGCAAUAUUUUCGGUUGUAAUAACUUAUUUAUUAUUAUUAGGAGAGAAGUUUUAUUACACCACCACAUAUACUACAUGAAUAUACAAUUAUUGCAAAGAAGAAAGACACCAUUUCCACUUCUUUUAUAUGUCUAAAUUUUCCCUGUGCACAGUAUCCUGAGAAAUAUAUUGCCACCCGUACUCUAAGGGUUAAGCUGUGUCAAUACCGACACUCACAAACACUUGGCUAUUUUCCAUUAAAUUUACAUCCUGGAUUGAUGCAUGAGACUUUCUUGUGGUAUAAAUACGUUCUUCAUUUGUAUGUAAGCCAUGAGGAGGAAAAUAUUUCAUCAGGUGGGCUGAAAAACGAUAAUGGGAGGACGGGGCAGCAGAUAAAGGGAGGAGGGCAAGGUGGCUAGCAGACGCUGUUGUAAUUGCCAGAAGCGGGUGGUUCAGAAACUAUACUUGGUCAGUCCAUGUGGAUUUCUAACCGUCUGACCUUGUCCGUUAUAUCCGAAAUCCGUUAUAUAUAUAUAUAUAUAUAUAUAUAUAUAUAUAUAUAUAUAUAUAUAUAUAUAUAUAUAUAUAUAUAUAUAUAUAUAUAUAUAUAUAUAUCUAUAUAUAUAUAUAUAUAUAUACACACACACACAGAAGCCCCCCGCCCUUAGCGGGUAUUUGGUUCCGUGAGAUUCCCAUGAUCCGCGAAUCCACCUUUGACAGGACUAUAAUCAAAUAGAGAAAAUAGGGUUUUGUUCUACCAUCUCGAUCGAAUAGAAAAAAAAAUGUAUUUCUAAGCAUUGUUAUAUAGUUUUAUACACAUAAAUCACAAAUUAACCCGGUAGCAGCGGGGAUCAUGUUUCUUAAUGGUCCCCCCAAGCAAGAAAAAUGAGAAAAAAAUCACCCCUCACACAAACCACCUCAUAAUAUAUAUCAAAGCAUUUGUGAUCAUAUUAUGUAUAAUUUAUUUUGGGGGGUUUAAAUCAUGGCACAAAUUUGGCCCGUCGCUGCUACACGGUAAAGCCACAAAUUUGGCCUGUCGCUGCCACUGAGUUAAAUAUGGACUGUAAUAAUUUAACGCUCACUCUGUGGUUGGUUGUGGUGAGUGUGAGUGCGUAGGCGGUGGUGGUUGGUGGGCGAGUGGUGUUUUUGUGGUAGUUAUUGGUUGGAAACUACGAAAAAAUGCAAUGCGAUGAGUACGAUAGUUUGACAACACUGCACACCAGAGUUUACCAACUUCCACCCAGCCAUCAAGUAUUAGUGAAUUCUCGUCUCUCCCCUUUUGUGUUAACAUUCAUAUGUAUAUCCAUAUACAUCCAGUAUAUUAUUAAUUAAUUUGAAUGUUUACUGGGCCCUUGGAAGGUCUAUUUGUUGCUGUUCCCGGCGGUAUGCACGUACAAACUUUAUACCUGUUACCCCUCUGCCAGUCUCUGCCAUGUUUGUUUACUCCUCAAAGCAGUAGCCUCUAGUCUCUAAGAAGGACCAGAUCUGGCAGGUCCCAGUCUCUCGCGCGCGCGUCGUCCGCCAGCCAGCCAGCCAGCAGAGAGAGAGAAAGAGAGAGAGGCCGGAGCGAGCGUCAGACAGUACCGCGCAGAAGGUUCAGCUGUCAUUGCAGACGCCGCCACGCCACCAUCACCACCACCACCACACCUCCGCCGUCCCACCAACCACCACCGUGUUUCCUGUUUGUGCCUCCUGCUCCCCCAAGGCCAUGCCUAACAAGGGACAAAACAGAAAGCGUGAGUACGCCAAGGCUUGCAUGAUGGAAACGCGGAAGCCAAGCACAGAGCGGAUGAAGUCCAAUGCGAAGGAGAAAGAGAAGGAGGCAAAGGAACAGAAAACGGCGGAUAAGGAGAAGAAAUAAGGAGGAGGAAGAGGAGGAGGACAGCAGAUCGACUUCGCGCAAGAUGCUGUGGGUCGUCGUGGUCGCCUUAAUUGGUCAUGGUUGUCGUCACCGUCACAGUUGCUGCCGCUGAUCCGUAUCCAUAAAUAACAACAAUUAUGUCUGCAAUACACCGCCCCUAAUAUACUACUACUACUACUACUACUACUACUACUACUACUACUACCACUACUACUACUACCACUACUACUACCACUACUACUACUACUACUACUACUACUACUACACUACUGCUAGGCACGCUGGUAAUUAGAUUAUAUUCAGAUAUCAAACACGAGCCGUCACUAUUUAUGGAACAAUUAUUAUAACAAAAAACAAGGGACCUCUACACAGUCUACAGAGAGAUUUUAAGAUAAGUAAUCUGAAAUUCCCUUUUUCAAACUGCCAACACUGUGUGAAUGGUAUCUGUCUAUCUAUUCAUCCAUCUAUCUUUGUCUAUCAAUGAAUCUAUCUAUCUAUUUAUCUAGUCCUGUGGUGCCUGUCCCUUGGAAGUCUGAUGGAGAGUUACUGUUGCGGAAGAGUCUCCAUUUGCUCCUGUCCAUUCACUCCAUUCUUGCUUAUAGUCCGGUUCCUGCACGAUCUAUCUGUCUAUCUAUCUAUCUAUCUAUUUAUCUACUCCUGUGGUUCCCGUCCCUUGGAAGUCUGAUGGAGAGUUAUUACAGUGCAAGAGUCUCCAUUUGCUCCUGUCCAUUCACUCCAUUCUUGCUUAUAGUCCGGUUCCUGCAUUAUCUAUCUAUCUAUCUAUUUAUCUAGUCCUGUGGUUCCCGUUCCUUGGAAGUCUGAUGGAGAGUUAUUAUAGUGGAAGAGUCUCCAUUUGCUCCUGUCCAUUCACUCCAUUCUUGCUUAUAGUCCGAUUCCUGAAUUAUCAAUCUAUCUAACUAUCGUCAUUUAUCUAGUCCUGUGGUUCCCGUCCCUUGGAAGUCUGAUGGAGAGUUACUAUAGCGGGUCUCCAUUUGCUCCUGUCCAUGCACUCCAUCCCUUGCAUCCCUCCGUUCCCUAAUUCCCAAGUGUUUAUUUUUUGUAAGUCCGUUUUCCCAUUCUUUUCUAAUGGCCAAACCACCCGAGGAUGCUGUGCUUAACCUCCUCUCCUAAACCCCUCACUUGGAUCCCUCUCCUUUCUUAGACAUGCUAAAUAGUAAGGGUUAUAGAGAAGGUGACUCCGAGGGGUUCCAUGUGUUGUCGCAGUCUGCCUGUUGUUGGUGGCGCUGUCCCCGCCGGCCACACCACCACUCGAUGUAAUGGUCUGUUAGAGUGGUGUGAUGCCUGCCUCCCACCAGGGCCGAGGCUGUCUUUUCAGUGAACGUUUUUUGUGCUUUUUGCUGCUGUAUAACAUUAUAAUACAAUGCUCUGACUGGCUUCAAGACUGAUACCAAAUUGAUGUAGAGUAAACCCUAUAGUUAAUGAACCAUUAUUUUUAACAUGAGAACAUGAACAGCGGACCCCCGGCACCACCUGACCUCCUUAGUGGAUGUAUUUUGUCUUUACUUGAGGUUGUCUGUUAUGUUGCCUCUCACCACAUGACUGCCGGCCAAGUCUGUUCCACUCAAUCCAUUGCUAUGAAAACUCAAAUUUAUUGAUCCAUGCAAUGUUCUUAGUGUAAAUAAUGUUUUUUUUUCGAUUGCAACCGUUCCUGUCUUGCCCAUUUAUUUGGUUCGUUAAAUAGAGGUUUUACUGCACUACUGUUCUAUCUCAUCUACAGCUAACAGUAACGGAUAUAAGGCAGGGGCUAUAUAGCAUAUGUACUUUUGUAUGAAUAUAUGAGACCACUCUAUAAGCUAUGCAGUACAAAAUUAUCUCCCAACACCGUCUGCAUCAGUUUACUCAAAUUAUUAACGUAACGCCAUAGUACUAUACAGGAGGUUUUGAGAGCCCAUGGCCACUAAAUAUACCUAGAUGUGAGUACAACAAACUGUAUCUUGACUGAGUAUUGCAUUGUCUUACAACAUAAUAAUAAUCAUAAUAUUAUUUGCACUGGUCAGAAUAGAUGUCCAAUGUGUGUGUGUGUGAAUGUGUGUGUGUGUGUGUGUGUGUGUGUGUUAAGCAGACAGAUGAAUAUAUAUAAUUUAUGCCUACCUAUGUAUAUGUUACUAAGGAACUGAUAACUAUUGUAUAUGGUGUCAAAAUUAUGAUAAUACGACCGUC